CCCGCCGGGCCGGAGCGGGCCGCCGGCCUCCUUCCGGGGGCACGGGGGAGACGUGGCGGGCGGGGAUCCCGCGGUGCUGCCGCCCUUUCGUCCAUCCCGGGCCGGUCCUGGGCGCCGCUGGCUCGGGCCGCGCUCACUCAGGGGCUGCUGGUGGCUCGCCCUUGCCUGGGUUCUGAGGUGGGGAGCGCUGGGGAGCGAGCUGGAGCCUGCCCCCGCUGUCCUUCGCCCGCGGCCGGCGAGGAGGUGAAGGAGGGACCCCCGGCGCUGCAGUGGGUGCUCGGCCUCAGCCGGAACGGGGCUGUCCGGAGGAAGGCAGCGGAGCUGGUGAAAGCCCUGGAGCACAAACCUUAUGAGGAGCGGCUGAGGGAGCUGGAGUUGUUUUGCUUGGAGCCUCAGGCAAAACAAUCUUCUCGCUCUCUUCCAGUCCCUGAAAUGCUUCACAUGUAGUCGUCUCUCUUGUGAAAAACUAUCCAAACUAUCUGAUUAUAAAUCUGGAUAAGCUCGACUACUGUGCAAGCUUGAAGAAUCUUGAAAGUGUCUCUGGGAAGGAAAACUACAAGUUUAUCCAGGUGAUAGAACCUUCCCUUCCACAAAACAUGACUUUUUACAGAUUUUUGGUGUUACUGCUUCCACAGGGAGAUAUUUGUGAACCUGAUUUUAUAAAGCAGCUCUUUGAAACUGAGAAAAUAGACAUAGUCCUUCAUUUUGCGGCCCAAACACAUGUAGAUCUUUCGUUUUGGCAUGCCCUGGAAUUCACCUAUGUGAAUGUUUAUGGCACCAAUGUGCUGGUUGCUGCUGCGCAUGAAGCCAAUGUGGAGAAGUUUGUCUAUGUUAGUACAGAUGAAGUAUAUGGAGGUAGCACUGAUGAGGAAUUUGAUGAAUCCUCACCAAAACGUCCGACAAAUCCCUAUGCCUCCUCUAAAGCAGCUGCAGAGUGUUUUGUUCAGUCUUACUGGGAAAGGUACCAAUUCCCAGUUGUCAUCACACGGAGCAGUAAUGUUUAUGGACCACAUCAGUAUCCAGAAAAAGUUAUUCCAAAGUUUAUAUCUUUGUUACAACAGAACAGAAAAUGCUGUAUUCAUGGUUCUGGACUUCAGAGAAGGAAUUUCCUUUAUGCAACUGAUGUGGUAGAAGCAUUCCUUACUGUCUUGAAGGAGGGGAAACCAGGUGAAAUUUAUAACAUUGGAACUAACUUUGAGAUGUCCAUUGCCCAGCUUGCUAAGGAGCUAAUCCAUUUAAUAAAGAAGACCAGUUCAGAGUCUGAAAUGGAGCACUGGAUGGAUUAUGUCAAAGACAGGCCUACAAAUGACCUCAGAUAUCCAAUGAGUUCAGAAAAAAUGCACAACUUAGGCUGGAGACCCAAAGUGCCUUGGAAAGAAGGAAUAACGAAAACAAUUGAAUGGUACAGAGAAAAUUUCCACAACUGGAAAAACUCGGAGAAAGCUUUGGAGCCCUUUCCUGUGACAGACCCAUUUGCCCAGCUCAGUGGUCCAUAGCGUGGCACGGAACCUGAAGGAGUUUUUUCUACCUCAUAUGAUCUUUUCUUCAAAGCCUGCAAUCAAAUGGCCACACUGGACUCUUAAUGUAUUCAAGAGACAUGAACCAUGAUGAGUAAAGAGCCUCAGUAUGGCACAACUUAGGAAUGGUAUCAGCACUUUAUAAGUUGAACCUCUUGGUUUCAGCUUUUGGUGCAAUACUCUAUUCUCACUAGGUAUUGAUUUUAAAAGACUGUAUGGAGUGAAGAAUAUUUAUAAUGUUAUAAAUUAGUGUACUGAAGUAAAAAUCUGCCUUAUUAAGAAUAAUUAACUGUGAUUGCAGCUUUUGAGACUUGGAGUUAAAUUUGUUUUAGUUCUGGAAUUAUUAAUCUGUGUUAGUUUUUUUUUUACAGUGUAAUAUGUAUAAUUUUUUUCACAUCAAAGAGUUGGGUUUUAUUUUUAAUCAAGGGGAGAAAUUAUAUAUUUUUUGAGACUCUAAAUUGAUUGACAAAAGCUGGACACAGCACCUGUUUGGUGCUGUCCAUUUCUCUGCUGGUGCACUUCUAGCUUUUGUAGUUGACUGAUUAAACUUACCUACACUAUAACUUUAAAUGCCCCUUUUAAGGGGAGCAAGGGGGGAAAUGAUGUCAAGAAGUAGCAGGUGUUCUCACUGAGAUUUCCAGAAGUAUUUCCUUAAACUUUUUACUCCUUUUACUGAAUUACUGUCUAUUAUAUGUUAACUCCUUUUUCUUAGCUGUAAUUGUAACAAACUUGAAAUACAGGAACACAGUUAACAUUCCAAUGAUCCUAUUUCCUGUGAUAUGAAGGCUACUUAUGGAGAAAAUUUUUUAAAACUCUUCUUUUUCUAUGAAUUGUGGGUUGGCAGACCUUUAUCAAUACAGUAUAUCAGCAUUUUUUCUGUAAUAAACAUUUUAAAGAUAAAACAGUAUUUGAGUUUUAAUGUAAAAUUUGGAAAAAACCUCUGUAAUUCUAGAAAUAUGUGAAUGAAUCUUGUUCAAAGUUGAUUUAAUAAUAAAUAUUAUGGUGUAACUGGUUUCUCUUAAUUAAGAAGAACGUGCUGAAAAAGUAGAUGGUGUGUUUUUUUAAAAAAUAUUUCUUAGCUCUUUCUCUAUCCUGAAAAAAAUUACCUUCAUUUUUUUCUUUGAGGUGAUCUGGCAAACAUAAAAAGGAGCACAGUUCUUGGUUUUGUCACUUCAGCUUCUGUAGUUGGCCCAGUCCCUGAUCCUCUGUGACCCUUGGGCAGAGCUGCAAGUUGCACAGGACUGGGAUGCUGUGGUGUACUCAGAAAAAGCUGUGACUUCUAAAGGGUUUCAGAAACUGAGAGUUAGCUUUUGAAACACAAGUGUUCCCAACUUCAUCACACCUCUUGUGGUGCAUGGUGCUGUUGAUAAAGUGCCACUUGUGGUUGGCAAGAAUCACUCUAAAAGAAGGCUAACCAGGAAGUUUCUAGGCUUACUGCAGUGCCAGGUAUGGGUUUUAAAGUCUGGCAGCCUGUUAUUGAAGGUGAGUUUUCUGUGGCACAGUGGGAUAACAAUACUAGAAUUGUGUGGCAGUUACUGAUGCUUGAUUUGGCAGUAAAAGCCUCCAUUUGGGACAGAUAGAAGUUACGGGAUUUCCUAUGUAAUAAUCUGUCGCAUACUUGGCUUACCAGCUGUGCUUCUCUGGAUGAAUCACUGAAAUGUCGUUGUCAAACGCACAUUGCUGACUAUAUUCAAAGAUUUCCUUAAUUUUUGUACUUUUCUUGAUAUAUGACUUCCUUACAAUGUGCAUCCUUCCUUACGAUAUCCAUCUUACGGUUCUGUAUUUUGUUAAAGUCAGUACCAGAAAUAGCUGAAGUGCUGGGAAGAUCUGUCUUAGCUGUAUUUGUGAUUGCUGUGACAGCUGCUUUGAGUGGGUUGCAUGAGAGUAUGUGUCUUUCACAUCUCUUUAUACUGGAAUACUGGCUGUGUUGUGUUUUUAAGAGUAGAGAUUACAGAUAACUACAAUUUACUAUUUUAAACAUGCAUAAACCUUAAUUUAAAAAUAUUUUAAACCUUUGAAAAUAGGUACAAUGUCUUUGGAACGCUAAAGACAGUGUUAUCAGAAAUACACAGAAGAAAGCAGUAGGGGGUGAUUGAUUUAUUGAACAGAACUUUUGAAAGUUGUUCUUAAUGUAUAGAUGCUGAAAAUGCAAACAUUGAUAUUUAUAUGACUGUCGAAAGAAGUGAUAUUACCUGGGGUGGGUUUUCAAUAGGAUCUAUUAAUUUUUAAGUGAAAGCUGUUCUAGUUUAUUUAAAUGUUUUUGAAGAUUUAAUUCAUCCAAGUGUUUGAGAUUUUUGUCUUUGUGUUACUACUUGUAUAUAUGUAUAAAUAAACACACAUUUUAAAAUAUUGAAAUGUAUAUAUUUAAGAAAUGUAGGAGGCUUUUGCUUUGAGCUACUUUGAUGUACAACAGAUUUUCUUAGCAGCUGAGUGAUCUGGCAGGA
This is a messenger RNA of Motacilla alba alba, 3961 nucleotides long. It is a transcript of the gene TGDS, whose product is annotated as TDP-glucose 4,6-dehydratase. Lineage: Eukaryota; Metazoa; Chordata; Aves; Passeriformes; Motacillidae. The transcript is spliced from 12 exons. Gene Ontology annotation, biological process: nucleotide-sugar metabolic process. Gene Ontology annotation, molecular function: dTDP-glucose 4,6-dehydratase activity. The coding region runs from base 597 to 1496 and encodes 299 amino acids. The record is from RefSeq and is a predicted model, not a curated record.